GAAUCGCACGUCGUUCGUCGUUUAUUUAUCGAUUAUCGCAAUUUGGUGAAAGAGCAGAUUAUUUAUUUACGGAUUUAACAUUUUUCGUUUAAAAUGGCAGCUGAAAGUGCACAAGUUAUUGAUUACUCCAGUCCGUACAGCAACUACAGGUCCCCAUUAAGCACCAGAUAUGCUAGCAAGGAAAUGCAGUAUAAUUUCAGCGAUCAAAACAAAUUUUCCACAUGGAGGAAAUUAUGGAUAAAUCUGGCUAAAGCUGAGAAGGAGCUCGGUUUGGAUAUCAAAGAUGAGCAAAUCGAGGAGAUGCAGAAUCAUGUCUACGACAUCGAUUUUCAAGAUGCUGCUGAAGAGGAGAAGCUUACCAGGCACGACGUUAUGGCCCACGUUCACGUUUUUGCAAAAUUGUGUCCAUUGGCCGCACCCAUUAUACAUUUGGGAGCCACAUCGUGUUUUGUUGGCGAUAACACCGACUUGAUCAUCCUGAGGGAUGGCCUGGAAAUGCUUCAGUACAAAAUAGCAGCUGUGAUACAGAAUUUAGCCAAAUUUUGUGAUGAGCAUAAAGAUCUUCCAGUAUUAGGUUUUACUCAUCUCCAACCCGCUCAACUAACUACAGUGGGUAAAAGAGGUACUUUGUGGCUAUUCGAUUUGUUACUGGACGAAAGAGCAAUAAGAAGAGCUAAAGAAGAUCUAAGGUUUAGGGGUGCUAAAGGUACAACUGGAACACAAGCUUCAUUCUUACAACUGUUCAAUGGCGAUGGAGAAAAAGUGAAAGCUUUAGAUCAGAGAGUUACACAGCUCAGUGGUUUUACAAAGACCUACCCAGUUACGGGUCAGACGUACAGUAGAAAGGUUGACUUAGAAGUUGUGUCUGCCUUAUCUUCGCUAGGAUCAACUAUUCAUAAAAUGUGUUCGGAUUUACGGUUAUUGGCUAAUAUGAAAGAACUAGAAGAACCGUUUGAGAAAAGUCAAAUUGGUAGUUCGGCCAUGCCUUAUAAAAGAAAUCCCAUGCGUUCUGAGAGAUGUUGCGCGUUAGCGAGGCAUUUGAUUUCGCUUUUCAAUAACGCUGCUAAUACACAUAGUGUACAAUGGAUGGAACGUACUUUGGACGAUUCAGCUAACAGGAGAUUAACACUAGCUGAGGCGUUUUUAACUGCCGACGCGGCAUUAAUAACUUUGGCUAAUAUAACACAAGGAUUAGUCGUGUAUCCUAAGGUAAUUCAGCGAAGGAUCAAUCAAGAACUGCCGUUCAUGUCAGCGGAGAAUAUUAUUAUGGCCAUGGUUAAGAAAGGCGGCGAUAGACAGAUAUGUCACGAAAAGAUUCGCGUUCUUUCACAAGAAGCCGGAAAUGAGGUGAAAAUCCACGGAAGGGAAAAUGAUCUUCUGGAUCGCGUUAGGGCCGAUCCUUACUUUGCUCCAAUAGUAAACGACUUGAAGGAUAUACUGGAUCCAUCAACAUACAUUGGUCGUGCUCCCUCGCAAGUUACAGAGUUCCUAGAAGGUGAGGUUAAACCUGUACUCUCACUGUAUAACCUCGAGAAGAUGAAACCAGUAAAUUUAAAAAUAUAAUUCAGAAAUACAUAUUAACCUUUAUUAUUUAAAAGAAUAUAUUUUUCUCAGCGCUAUUGCUAAUAAAAAAAAGUUAUUUGCUGGUA
This is a messenger RNA of Sitophilus oryzae (rice weevil), 1649 nucleotides long. Its product is annotated as adenylosuccinate lyase-like. Gene Ontology annotation, biological process: 'de novo' AMP biosynthetic process. The coding region runs from base 94 to 1563 and encodes 489 amino acids. Lineage: Eukaryota; Metazoa; Arthropoda; Insecta; Coleoptera; Curculionidae. Gene Ontology annotation, molecular function: (S)-2-(5-amino-1-(5-phospho-D-ribosyl)imidazole-4-carboxamido) succinate lyase (fumarate-forming) activity; N6-(1,2-dicarboxyethyl)AMP AMP-lyase (fumarate-forming) activity. The record is from RefSeq and is a predicted model, not a curated record. Gene Ontology annotation, cellular component: cytosol. The transcript has 8 exons.